GGACCUCCAGCAUCUCUGUCCUAACAGAAUGAAAUGCGCGCAGUAUGUUUUCCUGGCAUUGCUCUUCUCCACUGUUGAAUAUAGCCUAGCUCAGACCUGUUCAGUGGAGUCUUUCUCUGUGAAAGACAAUUUUGAUCCAAAGAGGUAUGCAGGGAAAUGGUAUGCCCUAGCCAAGAAGGAUCCAGAAGGUCUUUUUCUUCAGGACAAUAUCUCCGCUGAAUACACUGUUGAGGAAGAUGGCACAAUGACAGCAUCUUCCAAAGGCCGAGUGAAGCUUUUUGGGUUCUGGGUAAUUUGUGCUGAUAUGGCUGCUCAGUACACGGUCCCUGCCCCAACCACUCCAGCAAAAAUGUACAUGACUUACCAGGGCCUGGCUAGCUACCUGUCCAGUGGUGGGGACAACUACUGGGUGAUUGACACCGACUAUAACAACUAUGCUAUUACCUAUGCCUGCCGCAGUCUGAAAGAGGACGGCUCCUGUGAUGAUGGCUACUCCCUGAUCUUCUCACGCAACCCUCAUGGCCUUCCUCCAGCCAUUCAGCACAUUGUUCAUCAGAAGCAGGAGGAAAUCUGUAUGUCUGGCCAGUUCCAGCCUGUGCUGCAGUCAGGGGCCUGCUAA
Messenger RNA from Struthio camelus australis, 619 nucleotides. The record is from RefSeq and is a predicted model, not a curated record. NCBI's taxonomy places the organism in Eukaryota, Metazoa, Chordata, Aves, Struthioniformes, Struthionidae.